This is a messenger RNA of Protopterus annectens (West African lungfish), 566 nucleotides long. RefSeq names its product ras/Rap GTPase-activating protein SynGAP-like. The transcript has 3 exons. The coding region runs from base 279 to 566 and encodes 95 amino acids. NCBI's taxonomy places the organism in Eukaryota, Metazoa, Chordata, Ceratodontiformes, Protopteridae. The record is from RefSeq and is a predicted model, not a curated record.
UCCACUUCUACACAGCAUCUUGAUGGUGAUACUCCAGCGAUUUUCUUUUUAGCUGUCAAAUUAACAACUAGUCUUCUGUUUGCUUUUGUUCCCACUGCAUUGUGUUUGUAUUAUCUUUUAAUGAGCUAAGCCAGAACAAGCUCGGUGUAAUAAAACGACAAUCUCUUGCUUGUCAUUGCUGCUUCUGCAAGACAUUUUAUUAUUUUGGGCAUCCGAUUUCCGUAGCACUAUAUUGAGCAGCAUAAGAAGCUUAAAAGGAUCUAUAGCAAAAAGGAACCAUGUCUUUUGAGCCUAAAAAAGCUGUAUCAGGUCUACCUGUGUAUCGGCUAUCACGUGGCCAGUCUUAUCAUGAACACACUAUUUGGAUUCCCAAGUUCUGCGUGGUUUCAGAUAACCAGAUGUUGUUACUAGACAAUGAAGAGAUCCAUCCUCUGCUGCUGCAGGAGAAUCGAGCUGAGUCAUGCAAAGCAAAGCUGCUGCGACGGACAAUCAGUGUUCCUGGUGGGAGCCAAUUCCCAGAAUACCAACCAGAGUUUUCACUGGAUCAUGGUGAGUGUGUCACAUAG